AUCUCAUCUUACUCAAUUUCUGGGUUCAUCUUUUGAACUUUGACCAUUAAGGAGGAAAUCCCACUUUCAAUCUUCAAACAAAGGUCACAACUUUGUGCUUUAUACCCUCUAUUCAGCCCCAGUAUGUUCGGGCUCUACUCAGGCGGGCUCGAGCCUUUGAGGCGUUGGGGAAAUUGCUGGAAGAUUGAGAACUCCAUUGGGUCCUCGCCAAGAAGCACAUUAAGACCUCCAAAGCCGCCCUUCCCAACUGCGCUUGGGGCGACUACCGUUCGUGGUGCCCCAAUUAGUGGUCUUGGGACUUGUUUACCUGCUCGGCCAGUUACAAAAAAGGCUGCAUAUUCAACUGGCGGUUCUUCCAAAGAUAAUGUUAAUUUGAAUAAGCAAGGCCAUAAAGAACAGUCCUCUUCCUCCACUUCAUUGUCCAUUCACGGGCAGGCUCCAAAGGUGGCAAUCUGCUGGAAACCUUUGAAACUUGUUUAUGAUCAUGGCAUAAGGCUUGCCCAAAUGCCUGUAAAUUGUAGCUUUAGAGUGUUAAGGGAGAUUGUCAGCAAAUGUUUUCCUUCAUCCAAGUCUAUUUUUACGAAAUAUCAAGAUAAUGAUGGAGACUUGGUAACUAUAACUUGUAUAACAGAACUCAGAUUGGUGGAGUCCACAGCUGAUGGUGUUAUUUCAGAGGAGCCUGGCACAAAUAAAGAUGAAGAAAAAGCCUUGGAGAUGAUCAUGGGAGAUGAAAGUGGGUGUCCUUCAUCCAAUGGUGAAUUAGUAUUUGAGGCUAUUGAUAUUGAGAUUGAUAAGACACACAAAGAAUCUCCAAAGGAGAAAAGGGAAACUUCUAAAGAUCCAGAGUCCAAAGAAGUUGAAAUGGAUGAUGGGUUAUCUCAUUUGCUCAGCUUUUCCGCACCCAUGAGGUGGCUGCUUUGGCAAUUUUCAAUUGGGGAAUUGUUCACGUGUGCUGCUAGGAAACGUAUUCCCUUAGAUGAGUUAGCUAAAAAGGAGGUAGUGGUUGCAAAACUUCAAGUGGCUUAUGACUGGGUUAAUGAAAAGUAUUCUUUGGCCAGAGCAAAGUAUGAAAAGGCCCUCAUGAUCAAGCCAGACUUUUAUGAAGAGGAGAAGAUGAAAGUUGCUACUGAGAUGUGGGAGAAGUUGGAGGAGCAGAGAGCUAAGGAGCUUAAAGAUCCAAAUGCAAGUAAGAGGGAAGAGCUGUUGAAGAGAAGGAAGAAAACUAGAAGUGGGAAACAUACUUCAACAAGUGGUACUAAAGGUGAGCCCUCUCAAGGUCAAGCAGAGUUAUCUCCUGAGGAAACAACUAAACAAGCUGUUGUCAUGAGAUCACAGAUACACUUAUUCUGGGGUAACAUGCUCUUUGAGAGAUCUCAAGUUGAAUGCAAAUUAGGGAUGGUUGGUUGGAAGAAAAAUCUUGAUGCUGCUAUUGAGCGCGUCAAACUUGUUGGAGCUUCAAAGGCUGACAUUUCUGCCGUUUUGAUUAACCAUUGCUCUAGAGUAGAUGCAGUGGAAGGUGAUGAAAAGAAGGUCAAUGGUGAAGCAGAAUUGGGAAAUGAGGGGGUGAAGGGCCUUACUAAACUAGUCUGUGAAACAGACUCAACCAUUGUGGCUCCAGCUCUCCAGAAACCUGAGUCUGCCAGGCGGGAGAUUUCUCCCAUCAUUAUUAAUGCUGUCUGCUUGUCCAAGAGAUUUGAAUCCAUCCAGUUCAGGGCAAUCUCUCAGCAAGCCAAGGAGACAGCAAACUGGGUUGCAACCAGUACAAGAAAGGGGUUGAGCUUUGGAGAUUGGGUUCAAGCACCCACUUCCUCGUUAGCUUAUAUGUUAGCUUGUGAUCUCAAUCCGUUUCAUGUUCAGAACAAUACUCAUUAUUCUGCUUUUAGUGUUCCCCCAGCUGUAACUUCUGCUUGAUGCGGUUUUUGUAAUGAGAUACGCUCCUUUAUGGCCAAUAAAAGUUAGCUGCAUAA
Molecule: messenger RNA, 1967 nt
Organism: Rubroshorea leprosula
Lineage: Eukaryota; Viridiplantae; Streptophyta; Magnoliopsida; Malvales; Dipterocarpaceae
Source: the annotation of a GenBank genome assembly